UUGACAAAACACUUACCCAAAAUUUGCUUCCAUGUCCCAUUUCCAUCAGCCAAAGAAACCCUAACACAGACGCCCGCUCUCUCUAGAAACGUCUUCAAACCCUCCGGCUACGGUUACGGUUACCUCGAAUUCGAAUUGGGAGUUGAGAUUUGAGGAAUUAUCUCAAUCCACUGUUCAUUGUUACUGUGGCAGCUGUGGGACAGAAUUGAAAAAUGGGUGAAAUUGUGGGUUGAGCAGGGUUGAGUGCAGGUUACAUCUCUCUGCUUUCAUGACAUUGGAGCACAAUGGCAAACUAUUCAGGAACAGGAGCCCCUUCAAAUGGCUCUGUCUAUGUUUGUAACUUGCCUCAUGGAACUGAUGAAACUAUGUUGGCUGAAUAUUUUGGCACCAUUGGGUUGAUAAAGAAAGACAAAAGAACAGGUCGACCUAAGAUAUGGUUGUACCGGGACAAAGUCACUAAUGAACCAAAGGGUGAUGCAACUGUAACAUAUGAGGAUCCACAUGCUGCAUUAGCUGCUGUUGAAUGGUUCAACAACAAAGAUUUCCAUGGAAGCAUCAUUGGAGUAUUUAUAGCGGAGUCGAAGAACAAAGAUGAUCACUCAUAUAACUCAGGGAAUCAAGUGAAUGAUGUUGGAGAUCCUGGUGCAGCCAGUGACUUAAGGGGUUUAGAAGAAGAUCCUCUUGAUAUGAAUGGAAGUGCUGGAAGAGGUAGAGGUCGGGGUGAUGCUGCAGGAAAGGCAUGGCAACAAGAUGGAGACUGGUUGUGUCCGAAUACAAGUUGUUCGAACGUGAACUUUGCAUUUCGUGGUGUGUGCAAUCGUUGUGGAAGUGCUCGACCUUCUGGUGUGUCUGGCAGUGGUGCAGGGGCAGGUGGUCGGGGGAGGGGCCGUGGUGGUCCUGACUCUGCAGGCCAUGGCCGUUCAGUUGGUGCUCCAACAGGUCUUUUUGGUCCAAAUGAUUGGCCCUGUCCAAUGUGUGGCAACAUUAACUGGGCAAAGCGGACAAAGUGCAAUAUAUGCAACACCAAUAAGCCUGGCCAUAAUGAAGGUGGUGUGAGAGGAGGACGUGGUGGAGGUUACAAAGAACUUGAUGAAGAAGAACUAGAGGAAACCAAAAGACGCCGGCGGGAGGCUGAAGAAGAUGAUGGUGAGUUGUAUGAUGAAUUUGGAAAUCUCAAAAAGAAGUUCCGUGCCAAAACGCAUCAAGCCGAAGCUGGACAGGUGCUUCCAGGUGCUGGGCGUGCAGGAUGGGAAGUAGAGGAAUUAGGUAUGACCGACAGAGAUGGUAGAGAAAGAAGCAAAGACAGGGGAAGGGAGCGCGAUGACAGGGAGAAGAAUAGAGAACGAGAUGAUAGGGAUAGGCGUCGGAGCCGAAGCAGGGAGAGGGAUAGGGGAAAAGAUCGAGACCGAGACCGAGAUUAUGAUCACGAUCGAGACAGAGACUAUGGACGGGACCGGGACAGGGACAGGGACAGGGAACGGGACCGGGACCGGGAUAGAGACAGGGACCGGGAUCGGAGCAGAUACCGUUAUUGAGGAUGUAUUUAAGGUUCUAGCAUAGUAUUGGGCGGUCUUAACAUUUUGAGAUUAAAGUGGUUUUUUGGGCUUUGGCAAAGGAUGAGUUUGAUGUUUAAGCAUCUUUGCUUCUUUUAGUGAUCAAUCUUGGUCUGGAAUUGUAGAACUUACAUUUUACUAGUAUGUUUUGUUUUCCCCUUUUUGUUUGGAAAACUGUGACCUGUGUUCUCAUGUAUGCUUUCUUGUUAGGUGCUCUACUAUUGGGGGGAAGCCGGGUUUCUGGAACUCGAAAUGGGGUGUUCCUUGAAUCAAUUUGGUUGUCAUGUCUUCAUAUUAAAUUUGAUUUUGAAUGGAAUUGAUCACUUUUCAGUUCC
Vitis riparia (riverbank grape) is the source of this 1888-nucleotide messenger RNA. Its product is annotated as transcription initiation factor TFIID subunit 15. The coding region runs from base 285 to 1535 and encodes 416 amino acids. Gene Ontology annotation, molecular function: RNA binding. The record is from RefSeq and is a predicted model, not a curated record. The transcript is spliced from 9 exons. NCBI's taxonomy places the organism in Eukaryota, Viridiplantae, Streptophyta, Magnoliopsida, Vitales, Vitaceae.